Molecule: messenger RNA, 1314 nt
Organism: Lodderomyces margitis
Lineage: Eukaryota; Fungi; Ascomycota; Pichiomycetes; Serinales; Debaryomycetaceae
Gene: OBPA
Product: oxysterol-binding protein related protein
Exons: 1
Coding region: 1-1314 (437 amino acids)
Cellular component (GO): cortical endoplasmic reticulum; membrane; cytosol
Molecular function (GO): sterol binding
Source: RefSeq, a predicted model, not a curated record
AUGGGAUUGACUUCAAAGUUAGAUAAGUUGAAAUUGAAAAGCUCUGGCGGUGAUGCCACUCAUGUCGAUCAGAAUACCCAAGUUUCGGAAAACGAGAAUUCUGACGACAUUGAUGAGGUAGAUAACGAAGGUCAGAGCAUUUUGAUGGGUAUUAUUGCUCAAUUGAGACCAGGUAUGGACUUGACUAAAAUCACUCUCCCAACUUUCAUUUUGGAGAAGAAAUCUAUGUUAGAGAGAAUCACAAAUUUUUUCCAGAUCCCAGAUUUAUUACUCGAAGCUAACCACACCAAGGAACCAGUAGCAAGAUUUGUGAAUGUUUUGAAGUGGUAUCUUGCUUCAUGGCAUAUUGCUCCAAAAGCUGUCAAGAAACCCCUUAAUCCUGUACUUGGGGAGACCUUUACUUGCUAUUGGAAGGAUUUACCUUAUAAUUCCGGUGACGCAUACUACUUGUCGGAGCAAACUUCUCACCACCCUCCGAAAUCGUCUUAUUUUUAUUUGAUCCCGAAAGAGAAAAUCAGGGCUGAUGGAACAUUGAUCCCUAAAUCAAAGUUUUUAGGUAACUCCUCAGCAGCUUUGAUGGAAGGACUAGCUCAGCUUACGCUUGGAAAUUGGAAUGACGAGCAGUAUGUGUUAAACCAACCUAAUGUGUACGUUCGGGGAAUUCUCUUUGGUAAGAUGAAAACUGAAUUAGGUGACCACAUGAUUGUGAAAUGCGAGGCUUUGGGACUUGAGGCUGAUAUUGAAUUUAAAACCAAAGGUUUCAUUAGUGGAACAUAUGAUGCGAUUGAGGGUUUCAUCAGGGAAAUCGAUACUUCAAAGGAAUUGUUUCAAUUAACCGGUAAAUGGAAUGAUAUCAUAGAUAUCAAAGACUUAAGUACAGGGAAAAAGCUGGUGCUCGUCGAUACACACAAAACCGUUCAAGUCAAACCUAAAGUCAGACCUUUAGAGGAGCAAUCCGAAUAUGAAUCUAGAAAGUUGUGGAAACCAACUAUCGACGCUCUUGCUCAGAGAGAUCAUACUACUGCUACUGAAGAGAAGUUUAAGGUAGAAAAUGAACAGCGUGAAAAAGCGAAAAAGCGUUUAGAGGACGAUGUGGAAUUUCAUCCUAGGUACUUUCGGCCAGUGGAUGCUCAAGAUCAUUCCUCUAGGGACUUAGGGCUUAUCUUUAACAAGCAUAUAAGCCUUGAUGAAUCACCUGAGGAGUUGACUAAGGAUGUGUUGGAUGCCGCACCAUUCCUACCAGGUCAGAAACACGAUGAAAAAUUUGAUAUUCCACCGUUCAAGGAACAUACUACCAUAACUGGAUCAGAAUGA